Molecule: messenger RNA, 4920 nt
Organism: Pimephales promelas (fathead minnow)
Lineage: Eukaryota; Metazoa; Chordata; Actinopteri; Cypriniformes; Leuciscidae
Source: RefSeq, a predicted model, not a curated record
ACAAGAGUGAAAGUAAAGGUUCGAAAUUGAUCCGCAUUUGAACGGUCGCAGUGAGUUCUUUACAACACGGAGUAUCAAAGUGUUUAAUUAGAACAUUUGAAAUUUGCGUGCAGCUACUUGAUAGAAAAGGAAUAUUUGAAUCUGUAGGCUAAUUACAUGAUAGAAAAGGAAUAUUUGAAUCUGUAGGCUAAUUACAUGUUGAUCAAGGUGAGUGUUCAAGAUUCAUCAUGGAUGACACACAAACAUCCAGCGACGAAGAUUUUUCACCAGAAUGCAGUUCAGUUGAUCAGAAGAGAUCAGAGCCAGAGCCCAGCUGUGUGUCUAUGAGGAGUGACGGGUCUAUGGUUCCACCAAUGCAUUUUAAGAGUGGAGAUACACAGACUGAUCUCAGUUCAAUUCAUCAGAAGAGAUCAGAGUCAGAGCCCAGCUGUGUGUCUAUGAGGAGUGACGGGUCUAUGGUUCCACCAAUGCAUUUUAAGAGUGGAGAUACACAGACUGAUCUCAGUUCAAUUCAUCAGAAGAGAUCAGAGCCAGAGCCCAGCUGUGUGUCUAUGAGGAGUGACGGGUCUAUGGUUCCACCAAUGCAUUUUAAGAGUGGAGAUACACAGACUGAUCUCAGUUCAAUUCAUCAGAAGAGAUCAGAGCCAGAGCCCAGCUGUGUGUCUAUGAGGAGUGACGGGUCUAUGGUUCCACCAAUGCAUUUUAAGAGUGGAGAUACACAGACUGAUCUCAGACAUGAAGUCCUCAACAGGUUUAGAUCAAAUCUGAUGAAGAAGUUUGAGUGUCUGUAUGAGGGAACAGGAAUGCAGGGAAACCCAACACUCCUGAAUGAGAUCUACACAGAGCUCUACAUCACAGAGACUGAGAGUGGAGACAUCAGUAAUGAACAUGAGGUGAGACAGAUUGAGACACAAUCCAGGAGAGCAGCAACAGAGGACACACCGAUCAAAUGCAAUGACAUCUUUAGACCUUUACCUGGACAAGACAAACCCAUCAGAACUGUGCUGACGAAGGGAGUCGCUGGCAUUGGAAAAACAGUCUCUGUGCAGAAGUUCAUCCUGGACUGGGCUGAAGAGAAAGACAAUCAGGACGUCCAGCUCAUAUUUCCACUUCCUUUCAGAGAGAUCAAUCUGAUGAAGGACAAAACACUCAGUCUUUCAGAUCUUCUUCAUGUCUUCUUCCCUGAAACUAAGGAAAUAGAAAUAUCCAGUGUCAAAUAUAAAGUGUUGUUCAUCUUUGAUGGUCUGGACGAGUGUCGUCUGUCUCUGGAUUUUCAGAGCGAUGUGAGGUUGUGUGAUGAGAGUGAAUCAGCCUCAGUGGACGAGCUGUUGACGAACCUGAUUGUGGGGAAUCUGCUUCCCUCUGCUCUCAUCUGGAUCACCUCCAGACCAGCAGCAGCCGAUCUCGUCCCGUCUGAGUUUGUCCAUCGAGUGACAGAGGUACGAGGCUUCAAUGAUCCACAGAAGGAGGAAUACUUCAGGAAGAGAGUCAGUGAUCAGAGUCUGGCCAAUACAAUCAUCACACACCUGAAGUCCUCAAGGAGCCUCUACAUCAUGUGCCACAUCCCAGUGUUCUGCUGGAUCUCAGCCGCUGUUCUGGAGAAGAUGAUGAGCGAAGCAGAGAGACGAGAGAUUCCCAAGACUCUCACUCAGAUGUACACACACUUCCUGAUCCUUCAGACCAACAUCAAACACGGGAAGGACUAUGAGAAGAAGGUGACAGAUGAAGAAAUGAUCUUCAAACUGGGGAAACUGGCAUUCAAGCAAUUGGAAAGAGGCAAUGUGAUCUUCUAUGAGGAAGACCUGAGAGAGUGUGGCAUUGAUGUGACAGAAGCAUCAGUGUACUCAGGAUUGUGCACUCAGAUCUUCAGAGAGGAGUUUGGCUGGUAUCAGGGGAAAGUCUUCUGCUUUGUUCAUCUGAGCAUUCAGGAACAUCUAGCGGCUCUAUAUGUGCAUCUCUCCUUCACAAACAAGAACACAAAUGUGUUUGACCCAAUCGCUAAACAGAGUUUGUGGUCUAAAGUUAAGGACUGGUUUCAUCAAAAUUCAUCAGAACAUGUUUCAUUAUCUGCUCUGCAUCAGAGAGCUGUGAAUGAGGCUCUACAGAGUAAAAAUGGACAUCUGGACCUUUUCCUGCGGUUCCUUCUGGGUCUGUCAGUGGAGUCUAAUCAGAUUCUCCUUCAAACACUAAUGAAACAGACACACAGAUCUCACAGCAAUGUGGAAACAGUUAAGAACAUCAAGAAGAAGAUCAGGACCAUUGACUCUCCAGAGAAAUCCAUCAAUCUGUUCCACUGUCUGAAUGAACUGGGUGAUCGUUCACUAGUGGAGGAAAUACAACAGUAUCUGAAAUCUGGAAGAAUAAAGGAAGCCAAACUCUCUUCAUCUCAGUGGUCAGCUGUAGUCUUUGUGUUGUUGACAUCAGAGGAGAAGCUGGAUGAGUUUCAUCUUGAUCAUUAUGUUGGAAGAGAAAAUAAAAGUGAAAAACUAAAGGUUCUUCAGAAGCUGCUUCCUGUGAUUAAAGAAUCCAGAUCAGUUCUGUUGAGUGAUUGUGGCGUCACAGAUGAAGGUUUUGCUGCUCUGACUUCAGCUCUGAGAUCAAACCCUGAACACCUGAGACAUCUGGAUCUGUCUGGGAAUAAAAUAGGAGAAUCAGUGAAUCUGCUGUCUGAUGUACUACAGAAUCCUCACUGUAAACUGGAGAGACUGUGGUUGAGUGAUUGUGGCGUCACAGAUGAAGGUUUUGCUGCUCUGACUUCAGCUCUGAGAUCAAACCCUGAACACCUGAGAGAACUGAGUCUGUCUGGGAAUAAAAUAGGAGAAUCAGUGAAUCUGCUGUCUGAUGUCCUACAGAAUCCUCACUGUAAACUGGAGAGACUGUGGUUGAGGGAUUGUGGCGUCACAGAUGAAGGUUUUGCUGCUCUGACUUCAGCUCUGAGAUCAAACCCUGAACACCUGAGAGAACUGAGUCUGUCUGAGAAUAAAAUAGGAGAAUCAGUGAAUCUGCUAUCUGAUGUACUACAGAAUCCUCACUGUAAACUGGAGAAACUGUGGUUGAGGGAUUGUGGCGUCACAGAUGAAGGUUUUGCUGCUCUGACUUCAGCUCUGAGAUCAAACCCUGAACACCUGAGAGAACUGAGUCUGUCUGAGAAUAAAAUAGGAGAAUCAGUGAAUCUGCUAUCUGAUGUCCUACAGAAUCCUCACUGUAAACUGGAGAAACUGUGGUUGUAUAAGUGUGGCAUCACAGAUGAAGGUUUUGCUGCUCUGACUUCAGCUCUGAGAUCAAACCCUGAACACCUGAGAGAACUGAGUCUGUCUGGGAAUAAAAUAGGAGAAUCAGUGAAUCUGCUGUGUGAUGUACUACAGAAUCCUCACUGUAAACUGGAGAGACUGUGGUUGAGGGAUUGUGGCGUCACAGAUGAAGGUUUUGCUGCUCUGACUUCAGCUCUGAGAUCAAACCCUGAACACCUGAGAGAACUGAAUCUGUCUGGGAAUAAAAUAGGAGAAUCAGUGAAUCUGCUGUCUGAUGUCCUACAGAAUCCUCACUGUAAACUGAAGAAACUGAGGUUGAAGGAUUGUGGCGUCACAGAUGAAGGUUUUGCUGCUCUGACUUCAGCUCUGAUAUCAAACCCUGAACACCUGAGACAUCUGGAUCUGUCUGAGAAUAAAAUAGGAGAAUCAGUGAAUCUGCUGUGUGAUGUACUACAGAAUCCUCACUGUAAACUGGAGAAACUGUGGUUGAGUAAGUGUGGCAUCACAGAUGAAGGUUGUGUUGCUCUUGCUUCAGCUCUGAGAUCAAACCCUGAACACCUGAGAGAACUGAAUCUGUCUGGGAAUAAAUUAGGAAAAUCAGGAGUGAAGAAGCUCUCUGUUCUGAAGGAUGAUCCACAUUAUAAACUGAAGGAACUAGUCUACUGACUCAGUGUUUAGACGUCAGUCCAGUUUCCUCAGGAUCAGCUGAUGGUGAAUAAGGAGCCGCUACAGAGACUGAAGACACAGAGACACACUGAGAUCAAGCUGAAGUGUGUGUGUGUGUGUGUGUGUGUGUGUGUGUGUGUGUGUGUGUGACUUCACACCAGUCUCUUGUUUUACAGUAUAACAGCUUUGAAUUAUUUAUAAAAUCUGAGACUACAGAAAAGUUCAAUGUUGUAUAAAUUUCUACCAGCAGAAGGAGACAAAGUAUAUUAUGUAUAUUAUAUACAAAGGUUUAUGAAACUCCAAAACUAACAUCCCAAAGGAACUGAACACAAGAGAGUGCAUGUGCAAGAGAGAGACAAUGGGAAGACAGGAACAAUCUUUAAAACAGACUGUGCUGCAUUAAUCAUAGACUAACUGAUCUAUAAAUGAACAUGCUUCAUAGCAUUGUGUAAAUGAUUUACUGUCUUGUGUACUAUUAUCUACAUAGUAUGGUAUGUACCUUGGUAUACAACCAACUAACAAUCAAUGUAAACAUCGCCUGUAUCAUGCCUCCUACCUAAUUAAUCCUCAUUUAAUGACUCACACUUUGAUGGACAUCACCUUCUUCUAGAAUGCAGUGUGGAUGUGUUAUAUCCAUCUGAGCAUUAAUGAAGGGAUGACCACGCUUGGGACAAAGACUCGUAAAUUUACUAGAGCAACCUUCCCACUCGGACAUUUCACCAUGCUUAUUGGUCCAGUCGAACCUUAGGGGUUGGAUCUUUCUCAGGCUUUAUAAGAGACAGUCCACAUGUGACCUCUCUCUCUUAGUUUUUCAUCCAGCCACAAACACUGUUUCUGGUGAUACUGGGGAACCCCUUCCCUCUCCACGGGGCCCAGCAGGCCUUGAUCCAACCAGAUAUGAGCUCAUGCAGGAGAGAGAAGACUCUCUCACAAAGAACCAUGGACAACUGUUUAGUUUAUUAUCAUGAUUUAUUCAUGUUUAUGGUAAAACUUGUGCACUUUA